ACACACACACACAAGACACACACUCUUGGAGAGAGCGCGCAAGGUGUAGAGAGGAGAGAGAGUGAACAGGGAGCGGGGCUUUUGUCUGUUGGUGUCACUGGACUGAAGAAAGGGAGAGUAGAAGCCCGAGACGGUUAAGAUUCUCAAAAUGGUUUACUACCCGGGGCUCUUGGUCUGGGUCAGCCAGGAACCAUUCCCAUACAAGGAGAUGGAGGGAGGUCUUACUAAGGGAAGACUUCCUGUGCCAAAGGAAGUGAACCGCAAGAAGAUGAAUAAAACCUGCGCUGCCUCCCUGACUCCACCGGGCAGCCAUGAACCCUACUUCCCAAACAUCGAUUACCUCCACUCUUUUUAAUCAUUACACCUCCAUUUGUAUUGCAUAUGGUGUAUGGGGUUUUGAUGAGGUCUUGGUAUCAUAUAUGGGAUUUUUUUUUUCUGUGUAAAUCAUCAAAUAUAAGAAGAAACUAUGGGACUCUAAGCCUUGCUUUAGAGACUUUACAGUGGACAAAUAGGUAUCAUCAAACCAGUUUUUAAUCAUUCUGACUCAAGUGAAAAUGCUCAGAAUUUCACACUGUGAAUCCACGUUUACAACCCCUACAGGUGGGCCUUCAGGCCUGGUUCGCUACAACAAUGUCUCCCACAACUCAAACUCCCACUGCUCGCACAUGACCGGUCCACUCCUGCCUUUCAUCACACAGCUCCCGACUGCUUCGUGCAGAGGCUGAGAGUCCCCUCCACUUUUUUUUUUCUCAUUUUAGAUGUAACAAGCCUAGUAGUUUAUGUUCAUCGAUUGUCUGUAUAUCUCUAUAUUUUAUCCAUGUACUCUUUUGAUGUAUAGAAGUAGUUCGAAACUCAUCGUUUCCUUGUGGUAAGUGACUGAGAUGCUGCCACAGGACCUGAGACACUGAUGAUUGGUGCUAUUUUGGACUUUCAACAUGCUCCUUGGCGAGGUAGCUCUGAUGGAGUUAUUUUUAUUUCCAUGUUCUAAGCAGGUGUUGGUACUCUGUUUCCCCGGACGUUGUUCUCCAGACCGGAUUGACUUGUUUUCCCUGUGUCUUCAGUGUGGCUUUCUUCUUCAGCGUUUGUAGGUUGAGUGGGUGCUACCAAGAGCGCGAGAGGCUGUCCUCUUGUGCCUGGAUUAGCAGUCACGGGUAGCGGGAGCAAUCACAAAACUGUAAUCUACCUUCCAGAACUCUUCCUUCCUGCAGCCUCACCUGCCUGACUCCGAAAAAGAAAAGCAAUAAUUUUCCAGGCAUUUUUGAGGUGUCUCUUGGGAUUCUUUUUGUUUGACUGGAGAUUGGGGGGGG
Acomys russatus (golden spiny mouse) is the source of this 1307-nucleotide messenger RNA. RefSeq names its product neuronal regeneration related protein (gene Nrep). NCBI's taxonomy places the organism in Eukaryota, Metazoa, Chordata, Mammalia, Rodentia, Muridae. The record is from RefSeq and is a predicted model, not a curated record. The transcript is spliced from 5 exons. Gene Ontology annotation, biological process: regulation of neuron differentiation; axon regeneration; regulation of transforming growth factor beta receptor signaling pathway. Gene Ontology annotation, cellular component: nucleus; cytoplasm. The coding region runs from base 149 to 355 and encodes 68 amino acids.